AUCUAAGGCAAAAACCUUCUCUAUGUAGGUGAGCGACCAACUGGUGUCAACGACGACAACGUUUUUCGUGUCGGAUCUCCGACCAGUUGAAAUGAGAUGGCGUCUUCACACAAUGUCGAGUUGGAAGCAGCAAAGUUUUUGCACAAGCUCAUUCAAGAUUCUAAAGAUGAGCCUGCAAAAUUGGCUACAAAACUUUACGUGAUAUUGCAACAUAUGAAAUCAAGUGGGAAGGAGCAUUCAAUGCCAUAUCAAGUUAUAUCAAGGGCGAUGGAGACAGUUAUCAAUCAGAAUGGUCUUGAUAUUGAAGCUUUGAAGUCAUCACGUCUUCCUUUGACCAGUGGGACUCAAAUGGGGGAUUCUUCAACAGCUCAAUGUGCAGGAUCUUCUUCACAGGUGGUUGGAGUUGCGAAAGAUCCCAAAAUGGGCUUGACUGAAAAUGAAAUGUCUAAAAUUGACCCAUUUACUUCUAGUAGGCCGCCUGUGGGCCCUAAUACUGCAGGACACGAUUAUUAUCAAGCAUCUGGAACUCAUAGAAGUAGUCAGUCUUUUGAUCACGAAAGUCCAUCUAGUUUGGACACUAGGUCUGCCAACUCACAAUCACAAGAAAGGCAAAAAGAUGGUAAAAAGGCUGCAACUAAGAGGAAGAGGGGUGAUUCAUCAAUUCCAGUGGAAUCACAAAAUGAGAACCCCCAGCAACAUGAUUCCCGGAACCCUGUGGUUAAUGCAAGGAGGGGCAAGAUGAAUAAGGUUGAAUCACCUGGGGGUUUUUCAGUUAAAGGUGGUGAGCUUUCUAACUUUAACAUGAUUCCAAGUGGUGGUCAAAUGGAACAUUUUUCAUCUUUGUCUGGCAACAUGAGUUCAGUACUUAGAGUCAAACAAGAGGGUCAAAAUGUUACUGAAAAGCCAAUGGAUUCAGCUAACAUUAGUAAUUCACUUUCGAGGGCUUCGGCUUCAAAAUUCCCUGAAGAGGUGGAAGUUUCCUCUUCUCAUAACACUUCAGGACAGCAGCAAGGGAGUUCCCUUCCUUCUACAAAUGACAUUCUUGCUUCUAGGGGUGUAUGGAAUAGAGCAGGAUUUCCGUUUGAAAGAUCUCAUGUUCCCAAGUUUUCUUCAAAUGUUGUUCCCAGUAACAUGAUGUCAGAAUCUGCAAUGCAACAUCCAACAGUAUCAUCUCUUGGAGGAAGUGCUUUUGGCAAGGUUCAUGGAGGGUUACCUGUUGGUCCAAGUUCGUUCCCAACAGGAGAAUCGGGCUCCUCAAUGCUUAACCCAGCAGAAGCCCAAUUGUCUAAUAAUCGAGGGGAUGAAACAUCUACUGCGCAUCCUAGUGGAAAGGUUAUGGAGCAUGAUGGAAGUCCAAAUACAUUAACAGAUUCAAAUAGGGUUGUUCAGAGGAUCAUUGCAUGCAACUAA
Molecule: messenger RNA, 1410 nt
Organism: Pistacia vera
Lineage: Eukaryota; Viridiplantae; Streptophyta; Magnoliopsida; Sapindales; Anacardiaceae
Product: chromatin structure-remodeling complex protein SYD-like
Exons: 7
Coding region: 97-1410 (437 amino acids)
Source: RefSeq, a predicted model, not a curated record